CACUGCAGGGGAUCCCGGGGAAGGAGGGAGAGAGGAAGGGGAACAUAAUUCGGGUCCAAGCUUUUGACCCUGUGCCCCCGCCCCCAUCGCCCUCUGGGAAGCUGCUCAGGAGGAUGGGAGUAGGAACUGAGGAGGAAGAACUACCCCUAAUCCCCAUUCGGUCACCCACCCCUCCCCAUCCUCCCCUGCCUGCCUGGGUCCAGUUUGGCGGCUCAGCUUGGAUGGUGUCUCCAACUUGCCUUGGGGGAUGGGAGGGAUUUGGAAAAGAAAGGUUUGGAACCCAAGACCUUGCCCCUGUGCCCUGGCAGAGAGGUCAGAGCCUUUGAAACCUCAGCCCGGCCACGGAAUAAAUAAAUGAUGACUAUUUAAAUAAAUAAAACAACCUCCUCACCGCCCUCCCGAGCGGCUACUUCGGUGGGGCGGGGAGGAGGGAGGAGUGGGGCGGGGGGCGCCGGCUCGCUGCGCAGCCCCAAGUCCCACCUUAAGAGGCGGUGCCUAGCGCUGGGGAGUGUCAGGAAGAGGAAGAGGCUAAAGGGAGCGGAGCGGGAUCCGGAGCGAACAAGCAAACGAGAGAGCCAGUGGCCGAGGCAGCAGCAGCGGCGGAGCAGCCAGUCCAGCACCGCGGCGCAGCACAGAGAGCAGCUCCGCGCCGCGCAAGCAGCCGCCCGCGCAACCCAGCGCCCCAGCCCAGUCCAGCCCAGCCCAGCAGCUCCGCGCGGCGGGGCUCGGCCAGACAGACCCCCGGCCACAAUGGCCACCGACGAGCUGGCCACCAAACUGAACCGGAGGCUGCAGAUCGAGGACGGCGGUGAGGGCUCCGAUCACGAGCAGGGGCAGGAGCCUGGGCUCAACGGGGCCGCAGCCGGGCCAGGGCCCGGGGCGCCCGACGAGUCCGGGGACCCGCUGGCCAGCGCGGACUGCGAGCUCAGCGCCAAGCUGCAGCGGCGCGCCGACCUCAACCAGGGCAUCGGCGAGCCCAUGUCCCCCAGCCGCAGAAUCUUCAAUCCCUACACCGAGUUCAAGGAGUUCUCCAGGAAGCAGAUCAAGGACAUGGAGAAGAUGUUCAAGCAGUAUGAUGCUGGCCGAGAUGGUUUCAUAGACCUGAUGGAACUGAAGCUCAUGAUGGAGAAGCUUGAAGCUCCCCAGACACACCUGGGUCUGAAAAACAUGAUUAAAGAAGUAGACGAGGAUCUCGACAACAAAUUGAGCUUCCGGGAGUUCCUCCUAAUUUUCCGGAAAGCGGCAGCAGGGGAGCUCCAGGAGGACAGCGGACUUCAUGUUCUCGCCCAGCGCUCUGAAAUUGAUGUCUCAACAGAAGGAGUUAAAGGAGCCAAGAACUUUUUUGAGGCCAAAGUCCAAGCAAUCAACGUCUCCAGCAAGUUCGAGGAAGAGAUUAAGGCUGAGCAGGAGGAACGGAAACGUCAGGCGGAGGAGCAGAAACAGAGAAAAGCUGCCUUCAAGGAGCUGCAGUCAGCCUUCAAGCAGUGAGCAGGAGCAGGUCGGGGCCCGGCCACCCCCUCCAAGCCCUCUGCCCCACUGGAGGCUCCAAGGAAUGCUAUCAAGGAUAGGCCAAGUAGCUCAUGGUUGACGGACCAAUUCUAAGAGCUGUUGCCUGUGAACGAUGAGCCCAGCUGGGCCUCAGCCCAAACUCCCAAGUCCUGCCUGUUUGCUCUUGCUGUUCUCCCCUAACUGCAAAUGUAGCCAUUACCACCGGCAUCUUCACCUCCCUCCUCUCAGAACUCUGCCCAGUCCAGGAAAUCCCCUGUGAAUGUCAGUCCUGCCUCCCUGUCUUCUGGACCCUCAGGACUCCCCUGAAGCUCCCAGUGCAUGGGCAAUCCCUUAAGAACAUGCCUUUUUUGGCCAGGUAUGGGCACAGACCUCCUCCCUCUCUCUCCCUCCCCUCUUCUUCCUCCUCCUGUGCCCUCAUCUUAUUUUUCCUUCUCCAUUGCCUGCCAACUGCCUCAACACCAGCCCCAUGUAGGACCCUCAGAGUUCAAUAAGGUCUCUAUCCCCCUCCUCUGGAGCCAGUUCCCCUCUCUGGAACGUAAGAAAAGGGAAAGGACUUGGCAAUCAUUCAAAGAAUAGAGAGGGGCAGCCAAGAUAGAUGGAGCAUAGAUCAGCGCCCUAGAUCAGUAGAGACUUCAGAGGACAUUGAGUCUAACCCCUUCAUUUUACAAAUGGGGAAACUGAGGCCUGGGGAACCUGUGUCUUGCCCUAGAGGUCUUCAACAUUUCUCGAAAAGGCUUCUUUCCCUGCCCCCAGAUCUGGCAAGAAAGCCUUGAAGCCCCAUGUGGGCAGUUCAAAUCAUGGUGAUUAUAUCCUGAAGUUAUGGGCACCAAGCCUCCCAGGCCCUAAGAUCUAACUCUUUGUAUCUAGCAUGGAUUGAGGAAGGACCAGUCUACCUCGUGGGCUCACUCUCUGCCAGGAAGUCAUCUUACUGGAUGUCUAAGGCACAGGUGGGCGCAGUGGGGCAGAAGCACCCAGCUCCCCAUUCCCCACAGGUCUCAGUGAGGCACUGGAAUCCUGAAAGACUUAAUAAAUAAGUCAGGGGAAGUGCUGGGCUGGGCUGGAGGACGGGAGGGAGGGAGAGGAUGGAGACCAGGAGGAAUGGACUGACAGUCCCCAAAGAAAGGGAGAGGAAAAGUAGAGAUAUCACAAUUCUCCAGGCAGCAUCCAAAAAGUGCUUUUAGGUGUAUUUGCAUGCACUGUGACAUUGCAGAGCCAAAAGGUCCCCCUGAGCCCCUGGGUUCUGCCCCUUCUCCUUUCACACUUCAGACCACCAUCCAUCCAUCCAUUCGUCUCUCCAUUCACACAAAUGUGUGGCGCAGCAUCCCACUGGACAUCCUUCACCGACUUGCCAGGUUGUUUUUGGCAAUCUAGACAAGUCUCCUUGUAUCCACCAGGCUGGGGAAGCAUGAGAACCCCCUGGCCUGGCUCCCGUGUGACUCCCCCAAACCUGACGGCCUGAGCGACAGCCAGUGGUGGCCUUGCUUCCUGAGAUGUUGUUGUGUUUUCUGUCAAUGUGAUUUCUUAAUGCUGUGACCAGUUGUCAGUCAGUCAGUCGCCCAGCCGAAACACAAACCCACCCACUAUGCCACUAACGUUAUGCAACCUCUCUGUGUCUCUUGUGACAAUGUCACCGCUUUCUAGACUCAAUAACCCUUUAUUUUAGUAAGAUUCUCAGAUCAUACUAAGCUCACUGUCGAACUUUCAGAGGUUUUAUUUUGGUAUAAAUAAUCUGCAGAAAUCAGAGAUACUAAUGAGGCAGCAACCGAGGUCCCCCGGUGGUGUUUCUUUAGCGGAUGUCUUUGUACAGAUGACUAUAAAAUACUUUUCUUUCUUUUCUUUUCUUUUUUUUUUGCUUUUGGGUUUGUUUUCCCCCUUUAAAAAUACUUCAUUCGGUGGAACAGUUAUUUUUUUUAACUAAAAUAUGAUAAAAACCA
Molecule: messenger RNA, 3443 nt
Organism: Monodelphis domestica (gray short-tailed opossum)
Lineage: Eukaryota; Metazoa; Chordata; Mammalia; Didelphimorphia; Didelphidae
Gene: EFHD2
Product: EF-hand domain family member D2
Molecular function (GO): calcium ion binding
Source: RefSeq, a predicted model, not a curated record